AUGGCGUCGACAAAUCGCAUCACUGACGAUCUACCCGCCUCCGAGUCCCAGGUUGCUGACAGCGUCGACGAGCUGACACAGCUUGACCCUCCAAUAAUUGAGAUCGCACCACGCGGCGAUGUCGUAUUCGUCCUUGGUGGUAGUGAGAUGAAGCUCAAGGUCUCAUCGGAGGUCAUGACGCUCGCUUCACCCGCUUUUCAUGCCAUGUUCAGGCCCGAUCGUCCUUGGACUGAAGCGCAGAACCUGAGCGAAGACCAACCCAAAGAGGUUUCGCUGCCGGACGACCACCCUGAAGCCAUGAAGCUCAUCUGCGAGGUCCUUCACCAUCAGCACGAUGCACACAAAGCCGAGUAUCCCGAAUGGAAGCUGGUUGCCCAUGUCUCACGUCUCACAAACAAAUACUUCCUCCAGAAGGCUUUGAGCUACGCUUCCGAGCAAUGGCUCACAUACCAUGUCGACAGGGUCCGGAAGAAUCACUACACAGAUGCUGAAGCGGAAGAACUUCUGGCUACUGCCUAUCUGUUCUCAUUCAAGGAGAUAGCAUCCAUGCCCGAAGCUCCUAUCCACACUGUCCCCCUCAUGCUUGAAGAACAGCGCAAUUACCUCAAGAAUGAAAUGAACAAACUCAUUCAAAGGCAGGUUUCAUCAUGGUUAUCUCGUCGGGCUACCUUCAGCAACGGGUGUACCACUGGCACCUGCACAGCGAUCCUAUACCGGAUCCUCAUGGUCAAGGCCAUGUGGAGAGAAGACUUUGAGAGCGCGUUCUUCAUCUUGACGUUCUGGUCUACAAAAGCAUCUCCCUCACCUUGCCUGGCGCUUCCUUCUAAUAUUCUGGAGUAUUGCGCCGACUUCGUUUCAUAUGAAUAUGACACAAUGGGCCAAGGCGAUGGCGACAAUGGCAAGGGUGGCCAGCGCGCCGCUAAACGCCAAAGAACAGAUGUCGAAAGCGCUUCACUCUCACCUAAGCGCGGCAAUCCUGUCGACGACACCGCGAAGCCCAUCACCAAUCUUGCUCCCAACGGCGAUAUCGUGCUAGUCUUCAGCGACCACUCCCGGCUGCGAGUCCACUCAGUCGUUCUGGAACUCGCAUCGUUAGUCUUCGAGGCCAUGUUCAGUCCUCACUUCAGCGAAGGCCGGAACCUUGGGGUGCUUCUGCGAGAUAUCGUCACUUUGGUCGACAAGUAUGGUCUCGUCGCUGCUACAAGACUGCAAAUCAGGUCAUUCUUGGAGGAACAAAUUGAGGAAGCGAAGCGUUCUCGAUUCCGCGGCAACUUCGAUGAAGAGCUUCUGGCAAUGUCGUACAUGCUGAAGGAUGAAAAGGCAUUCAACCUGAUUAGCCGCGAGCUGAUCGUCUUUCAUGGUCGAUCAUUUGGAACCUUGAAUGACCCGUUCAACAUCCUUCCUUCACGCGUACUUGUGGCUCUGGAAGAACAUCGAAAUGCCGCACGUAAGGAUUUGAACCUGAUCAUCACCCAGGCCCUAACUUCCUGGUUUCAAAGUUUCGACACCAUGAGCCAAUGCUGCAAGCGCCCUCACGAUGAUUGCGCCAUGGAAUUGCUUCUUGCCUUUCUUGCGAACAGACACGACAUCCUCAAUCGCGACAAAGAGGACUUUAUCGCUCACAAAUUCGACUAUUGGAUGGACCCGGGCCGCGAGAACAGAGAGUUUUCACAAGACACCUUCACCGACCUCUACGAUGAUUGGAUCCCGGGUUAUGUUUGCUCAAGAUGCCGCAUUGGCACCCAGAUCAAGCAGGUACUUUGCCUCUCUCUACACCUGGCUGCAGAGGCAGGGUACAACAAAAUACCCGGUCUACAUCUCAGGUCAUUCCGCGAUUAG
This is a messenger RNA of Lasiodiplodia theobromae, 1839 nucleotides long. Its product is annotated as BTB/POZ domain containing protein. Gene Ontology annotation, molecular function: protein binding. The transcript is spliced from 6 exons. The record is from RefSeq and is a predicted model, not a curated record. NCBI's taxonomy places the organism in Eukaryota, Fungi, Ascomycota, Dothideomycetes, Botryosphaeriales, Botryosphaeriaceae. Bases 1 to 1839 code for a protein of 612 amino acids.